This is a messenger RNA of Contarinia nasturtii (swede midge), 2486 nucleotides long. RefSeq lists its product as uncharacterized. Lineage: Eukaryota; Metazoa; Arthropoda; Insecta; Diptera; Cecidomyiidae. The coding region runs from base 581 to 1969 and encodes 462 amino acids. The transcript has 10 exons. The record is from RefSeq and is a predicted model, not a curated record.
UUGGACGCUCAACCAAGACAGACGGAAAUUUAUACGGUGUGAACUUUUUUUUUCGGUAAUUUCGAAUUCAAUUCGUGCAAGACAAAGUAUGAAUUUAGUGUACGCAAGCAAUUAACACUUGGUGUGAUUCAAUACGCAGGAGCGAAGAAAGGCGAAUCGUUUACAAUUUAACAUGCGUACAAUUUGUUUAUAGCCCAAAUUUCUUUUAAGAAGACACGAAGAAAAGAAAUAACGAUCGAGUUACGAACUAAGUGUGAAAUCGAAGUGGACAUCCAUCAACACUUCCACGCAUAUAUACUAUUGUUUUCCGACAAAUGCAGUGUGUUAAAUAAAACCUUUUAUUUUUCUUACCACAAACGAAGAUUGUACGAGUGAUUCGCAGUGACUUGUAAAUUGUAUUGCAAUAAAUAAUAAUUAAAGUGAUAACGACGACGGAAAGCAAUUACAAACAAGAACAAAAUCUGAUCCAAAGUAAAGAUAUUGAGUGCAGAGAAGAAAAAAAAAUUAGAUAGAAGCAAUAGCAGUAGCAGCAGUAGCGACUCGAAAGAAAAUUCAUAAGAAAUCACAGAGUUAAAUUAGAAUGCCACUGUCUUUGAAUCAUAACAAAAGUGAAUCGAAACGUAACCGUAAUUUAAACAUGAAUGCAAGUGGUGAUUUACUGAGAACGAUGCAGCUGGUGAUUUUGAUUUUUAUUUCAACGGUGUUGCCACUUUCAACUACAGCCCAAGAUUAUGACGUGAGCGAAAUCCAAUGUUCAUUUGCAACCACCACUUCAAGUACAGCCGACAUGAUAACGGCACGAUUAAAGAAACCGGUCGGUUUUAAAGGUUCACCAUUAUUUGCUGAUGAUCGUGGCGUGAAUCCAGAGAUAGACAGGGCAUGUUCGAUACGACCCGAAACUGGUGAUCCGGAAAAUAUUGCAUAUGUACUGAAAAUAACCGAUCUCUCACGGUGCGGCGUACUCAAACGCAAUGGCUUUGUUCAUGUACGAAUCUGGUUCCCACAAUUUCCCGGCGUAGUAAUGCAGAGCGAUCAAGAGCUUAUUAUUAUGUGUAAGCCACCAGAGCCAACCGUCAUCCAAAAUAAGGCGGCCGGGUUUGCUGGAUCAUUUCCCGGCGGUGCUCGCGUUUCAGGUGUGGUGGAAGAGACUCCAGGUCGAUUGGAAUACGAAGUGGCUUUGUAUAAAGAAGCACCGCCAAUCGGCAGAAUAAAUAGCAAUAUGGCAAUGAGCGCCCAUUUGAAAAAUCAAACAAAACAACAACAAGCCAUUAUUAACCAAAAUGAAUUGCCGGUAGAUCAAGCCGUACCUAUUGGAACAAAAUUGCAAUUACGCGCUCGAAUUAGUACACAGAGUGUAUGGAAGUUUGUUAAAUUAAUGGAAGUCACAGUUUCACCCGAUCCAGAUGAUCCACAUGCGUCCGGUUCAGUCGCAUUAGUUCGAGAAGGGUGUAGAAAUCGAGAUUUUGCUUCAAUAAUUCCACAUCAGCCUGCGAGGUAUCGUGAUCGAUCGAAUGAAGUGUUCCUCGACUUCGAAGCAUUUUUGCUCAGUUCAAUGCGCGAAAGAAGUACAUUAUGGAUCCACUCACAAAUUAAAGCGUGUAUGGAGGCCGUCGAUUGUCAGCCUGAUUUUUGUUUAGACUUAUUUGAACCAUCUGGUCAUGGUAGAAAACGGCGUUCGAUAGCCGAUCAAAGCGAUACAAAUCAUACAAAUGGCAUAACGGAAUUUGCAAAGUUCAAAGAAAACAUUGAAUAUUCUGUGAUGUUACCGGGCGAUUAUGAUCAAAUGAAGUAUCAAGACAGUGAUCAAUGCAAGAAUUUCAUACUUAUCUCAGGCCUUUUGGCUCUUUUGUUAACUUUGUCAACGAUAUUGUCUUGUGCGCUUGUUUCGAAAAUUCAAAAUGUCAGUCGAAAGACCAUAGAUGAUUACGUUCCAUCAAAGGGCUAUGCUGGUCGUGCGGUGCUUCAAUAAUACUAUAAAUGCCUAUUAAUUUUAUCGAAUAAGAACGAACAAUAUGAAUUUACAAAAUGUUCAUACAAAUUUAUUUUAUAAGUAUAAUUUCAUAAAAAGGAAAAUUAGCAAAAGAAAAAUGCCUGAUUAAUUUAAAUCGAUGUGGAAGAUGUUUUCCGAAAAAUUAUAGACUGUAACCCCUUUUUUGCAUUUAGAAAUGGAACGAAGUAUUCAUUAGAUCUUGUAGCUCUCGUGAUUAUUUAUUUUAGAAAGCAUUUAUUACAUUCAUUGCGAAACUAUUUCACACUGACAUUUUUUAAACAAAUAGAAAAUCAAACAUUUCAUCAUCAAAAUAGAAUUUAUACUCUAGUUCUAAAAACACAGUAGAUUUUAGACUCGUUUUUUUUUUCAUUCAAAAAUCAAACGAAAACAACUUACAAACAUUUUAAAUGAAUUUCAAAUGCGCAAAAUAAAUGUCGCACAAAAAUCCUUCAUUAACCACUACAUUGACAUAAGAUGUAAGCAUUAAAUAAGAAAA